Messenger RNA from Pelodiscus sinensis (Chinese soft-shelled turtle), 686 nucleotides. NCBI's taxonomy places the organism in Eukaryota, Metazoa, Chordata, Testudines, Trionychidae. The record is from RefSeq and is a predicted model, not a curated record.
GCUUAAAGUCAACUGUUCUCCGAGCAGAAUCUUAAUGGUAUUUUGUUUUGUUGUUUUGUUUUUUUUUCUGUUUGUUUUGUUGGUUUUUUUUCUGUUAGCAACCCAACUACUGGAGCUUUAAGACAAGAAGCUCGCGGCACUCCCAGGGCUCCCAGUCCGGCCUGGCCGAUCAAGCCAAGCUCUCCUUCGCCUCCGCCGAGUCCCUGGAGACCAUGUCUGAAGCCGAGCUGCCCCUCGGAUUCAACAGGAUGAACCGGUUCCGGCAGAGCCUGCCUUUGUCCCGCUCCACCAGCCAAACCAAGCUCCGGUCGCCAGGGGUCCUUUUCCUGCAGUUCGGGGACGAGACGCGGCGCGUCCACAUCACACACGAGAUCAGCAGCAUGGACACGCUGCACGCCCUCAUCGUCCACAUGUUCCCCCAGAAGCUCACCAUGGGGAUGCUGAAGUCCUCCAACACGGCCAUCCUCAUCAAGGACGAGUCGCGCAACGUCUUCUACGAGCUGGAGGACGUCCGGGACAUCCAGGACAGAAGUAUCAUCAAAAUCUACCGCAAAGAGCCCCUCUACGCCUCCUUCCCAGGUUCACACAUCACCAAUGGGGACCUGCGGCUGCCGCACCAUGAAGGGCUGCGCCAGGAGAUUGGCUGGUCCCCACCCUGGUGGUGGAGUCAUAAACACCAUGAUUAG